Molecule: messenger RNA, 1236 nt
Organism: Galeopterus variegatus (Sunda flying lemur)
Lineage: Eukaryota; Metazoa; Chordata; Mammalia; Dermoptera; Cynocephalidae
Gene: TMEM40
Product: transmembrane protein 40
Exons: 11
Coding region: 1-684 (227 amino acids)
Source: RefSeq, a predicted model, not a curated record
AUGGAGACUUCAGGAUCCUCCUCCCAGCCUCAAGACAACAGUCGAGUCCACAGAGAAACAGAAGAUCUGGACCACAAGCAAGAUGGGAAGACCGGACCCUUUUCCCAAGAACAACAUGAGAGAGACAAGUCCUCCUCCUCCUCCUCUUCCUCCUCCUCCUCCUCCUCCUCGUCUUCGUCCUCGUCCUCCUCAGACAGCAGUGAUGAGGACCAGCACCCCAGAGUAACUGCAAAACGUCGCCGGAGCCUGGGGGCUGGACGCCCCCACAGGGACAGCUCACCCGGUGCGGGGCACGGGGAGCCUGAUGUUUGGAAGAAUGAGCUUCAACUCUAUGGAGAUGCCUCUGGAGAGCUGGUGCCCUCUGAGGAAUCAGGACUCCGAAGAAGAGGCUCUGACCCAGCAAAUGGAGAAGUGGAGGCCUCUCAGCUAAGAAGACUGAACAUAAAGAAAGAUGAUGAGUUUUUCCAUUUCGUCCUCCUCUGCUUUGCCAUCGGGGCCUUGCUGGUGUGUUAUCACUAUUACUCAGACUGGCUCAUGUCCCUUGGGGUUGGCCUGCUCACGUUUGCCUCCCUGGAGACCGUUGGCAUCUACUUUGGGCUGGUGUACCGGAUCCACAGCGUCCUGCACGGCUUCAUCCCCCUCUUUCAGAAGUUGAGGCUGAUGGGUUUCAGGAAGACUGACUGAGGCCACUGCCAGGUGGACAGCUGAGCCCCACUUUGACCAAUACGGUAUGCGCUGAGGCCACGAGGACAGACGGACGUUCUGGGAGACACACGAGAAGCCAAGCCAGAGCAAUAAAGAAAGCACUUUUCCUUCCAUGUGGUCUGAGUAUUGGCCCCAGCACGGGCCGGUGUUCCACUUGGGCAGCAUUAGCGUGCUGUCCAGCUGCUGGGAUGGAAGGCAGAGGGAGGGUAUGGGGCUGAAUCCUUCAUAGCACCUGGAUAAGCAGGGAGACUGGGAUGUCACUGCUCUCAGGAGACAGUGAGAGACCCCGGUCCCUGUGAGCUGCAAUCUGUCUGGGCUUGGGUUUCAGGCUAUCCUGGUGGGCUCUCAGGUCCUACAGAACCAUCCUGGACACUCAGUCCACUGCCCUGAGCAUGGUCCCCUGGGGUGAACCCGAUGUACGUAAGAUGUUGGGGACUAAAGCCCCAGCAUCUGGGCAUCUCCCCUGAGCCCCAUCGCCCAGUGACAGCCCCUGCCUUGGACAUCAGCAUGAUUCAAAUAAACGCUCUCUUC